Molecule: messenger RNA, 5464 nt
Organism: Lotus japonicus
Lineage: Eukaryota; Viridiplantae; Streptophyta; Magnoliopsida; Fabales; Fabaceae
Product: protein ACCELERATED CELL DEATH 6-like
Exons: 3
Coding region: 4143-4997 (284 amino acids)
Cellular component (GO): plasma membrane
Molecular function (GO): protein phosphatase 1 binding; protein phosphatase regulator activity
Source: RefSeq, a predicted model, not a curated record
UGUUCACAUGGUUCGUAAUGAGAAUAAAUACUAGUUGGAGUUCGAUUGAAUCACAGUGGCGAAGUGCGUCGAAGAAUUUGAGCUUCUGAGUGAAAUAUCCCAUUGUGUGAGAGCUGGUGUGCUACUGUGACUUCUCUGUCUCGCGUAGGAGGAAACGUGCAACUCCAAAGCAUUCGAGUAGACAACAAGGUGAUUGUUGACACAACACCAGCAGAAACUACUAGAAAUAUGAAGCGUUCUGAAUCUGGAAACAGAGCUGUUGCGGCUGAUAUGGUAAUGGAUCAUGAAUUAAAGGUUCAAAGCUGGCCUUUGAAAAACGAAACAUUGGAUAUAGCAGCCUCUGUACUGAAUGUGAGUGGUGAAGAAGACAGGAAGGUAGAGAAUUUGGAAAGCAAAACUCCUUCAGAAACUGAUCAAGACACGAGAAUCCCAAAGGACAAAAUUUCCCAAAUAAAGAGCCCUCUAUUGAGGAGCAUCUUACAUUUUGCCAACAGGUAUGGAAAUGAUGAAUUCAAGAAGGAGACGAGUAAAUCUAUUCUUCGCUCAAAUGAUACUGCUGGGGAUGAUGAUGAAAUGGAAGAACACAAGAAAGUAGAGAAUUUGGAAAGCAAAACUCCUACUGAAGGGGCUUCAGAAAGCCGCCUAUUAACGGGCGUCUGAGCGGGGCGGGGCAUACACAAUGCUCAUGCCCGCCCAAGAGUGAAGACAACCACGGCGGGAAUCAUCGACGCAGCUAAUAUCUUUGCCUUCCCUUAGGGGGACCCACGAGCCAGCUGGAAGAUUCUUCUUGAUUUGUCUUAUAUGUAUAGGAAUUUGGGCCCUGGUUGUCAGGCCCAAAUAUAGGAAAGGUCCAUAUCAUGACCACCCCCUCUAUAAAAGGGGAGGUCAUCCACUUGUACGAAACCAACUUUUCAGCAUUAAUGAGAAUAUUCCUUUUAUGGUAGUUUUGCUAUUUUAGUGCUCUGCUAGGGUUUACUUUUUGUCUUUCUCUUACGUAAGCUUGCCCUAGCACAGAACAUGAUGAAUUCAAGAAGGAGAUGCGUCAAUUUGUUCCGAACUCAGAUGAUACUGAUGGUGAUGAUGAUGAAAUGGAAGACUGUGAGCCAGGACUCGCUGUGAAUUUUAAAGCAAAGCAUGGUCAGCACAAUGACUACUGGAAUUUGCUAAGAAAUGCUUAUCUUUUAGAGAAAGGUGAUAAAAAAAUUGACAAUGCUUCUGCUUUAUGGAAAAAGCUCCUUGAGAAUGAUAUUUUCAAGCAGAAAACCCCAAUGGAAAAUACAGUGUUACACGUAGCAGCUGAAAACGGAGUUGAAGAUUUAGUGGAGGAGAUUGUGGGAGAAGCCCCUGAUCUUUUGACAGCAAAAAGUUUGAAUGGUGAUACCGCGCUGCAUGUUGCUGCGAAAGCCGGACAAUUCUCUGUUGUUAACAAGUUGAUUGCUGCUCACUUAAAAAAUUCAUCAGAAAACAACAUCAAUGGUAGUCAGGAGGCUCUGAAGAAGAUCCUCGAGAAAAACAAUCACGGACAUACCUUCUUCCACGAGGCCAUAAUCAAUGGUCACCACGCAGGAGUGAUGAAUUUCCUGAUUUCUCAUGAUGAUGGUGGUAAUUUGAAGGAAGUGGCUAAGGGUGCUGCGUGGGCUGUGACAGGUGGUAAUGAGAAGAAAUCAGGUGUGUAUUUGGCGAUUGAGGCAGGCUACAAGGAUGUUGUUCAUCAAGCACUAACGAAAGGAAUUCCGGAGGAGGAUCCAGAAUAUGUUCCCCCAGGAAAAUCACUCCUUCUUGCAGCAAUCAAAAAAAAGAAUAAAGGUAAGUGUGAUACACAUGCAUUCAUGCCUAGCCUAGGCAUGUUCUUUGAAAUUUGAUUGCAAUUAUAUAUUUUUAUGUUCUUUUUUCUUCGAUCACUCUCAACGUAAGAGAGAUACCAAACCACAAAUACAUAUAUAUCCAGAAUGUAUCAUUGUCUAGUCCACCUAGAGAGAAACUCAAGGAUACCACUUUGAUUAAUAUCAGAUCCAGCCUUAAUUUACAUCAAAAACUGAAUUCACUCACAGCAUCAACACCUUCUCAGCACUAAGGGUAAUUGUCGGCAGGUCAGGGUUCGAACCCUGAGGAGAGUUAAUUUGUAUUAAUUUACUAACAACUAACAUGUGAUGUAGCAAAAAAAGCAUAGAACAAUUUCAAAACUACCAAAUCCCUCCUUACUGGUGCAAUUCUUCUCCCCUUCCUCCUUGGAAACCAGUGCUUCCACGCAACUACCAGAAACUGCACCAUGUUUUCAUUUAAGAUAUAUAGUAUCAGAUUUUUUUGGUUACAUAUAGUAUCAGAUUUAGUUUGUCAUUCUGUACUAUAUAUAGUGAAAAUGAAUAAAAUACUGAUUCACUCUUUAGUCACACUCAAGUGAGAUAUAUAGGAUGAAAAGAGAAAUAAAGUAGAGAUAUAACUGCUAAUAUGAUCGGAAAAAAAGAGAGAUAAGAAGAGAAAGUAGUGGAAGUGGAAUGGAAAAGAAAAUGAAUCAAAACCCUAGCGUAAAUUUCUUACUUGUAGAAUACACUAGGCUGUAAAAGUAAUUUAAUUAUAAAAUCCCUUCCCUCGUCUUUGCUAACAAAAAAUUGAUUACUUCCCCUAACCUCCUCUCCCCUCAUAGGAACCAAACAUUACAAUAAUUAAAACCCUUCUCCUCCGCAGAACCAGACACAUCCUAAGUGAGAUCAACGGUGGUGCCAAAAUAUAAUAUUUCAUUUAAAUAAGUUUGAGUCAUAUUUAUUUGUUAGUUUCAAAUUAACAUGUUUGCACUUAAUUUACUGAUUUUUUUUAUUCACCCUUAAGGUAGAUUUUCACAGUUCCCUUCUCAAAAUUAGACUACUAAUAGUUGUUGAUUAUUUUUUUUUGAAAAGAGAAUAAUAUAUAUAUAUAUAUAUAUAUAUAUAUAUAUAUAUAUAUAAUGUUGAGAAACAACUCCUCUCAACAUGGGUAAAAUAACCUAACUAGCAAAAGCUAGCAAGCACGCAAAGGUGCUUUAAACCCCUAAAGUCAUAGAAUAAACCCCACUAGAAAAGACCCAAUAAAGUCGAAAAACAGCAACAAGUCAAAUGAAGUUGUUCGACACCUACAACAACGAGAUUCAUCCUAGACGAUCAAAACAAACGAACUAGAAGCAAAACAAUCAACCAACACCCACGCCACCAAGGUCUCAAGUCAAGGUCCAAAGCCGCGCUUAAAAAUCACUUGGAAUAAAACAUAAACACAGCCAGAGCUCCUUCCAUAACAAAAUGUCUCGAAAGGCAGGCUGAUCGACAUACCAAUAUAGCAAAAGUCCAAGGCAUCUUCAAGCAAGAAAGAACGCAAAUAACCAUCACUGCACAAAGAAAGCCACACUCUUCAAGCCAACCAGCCACAUAACAAUCACCCUCAACCCCUCGAACACCACUCCAGCCACCGACGCUGAUGGAGACUGAGCCCAACGGUAACCCACAGGCCAAAAACCACGAGGAAACCCCAUGGCGGCGCGCCAAAAGCACCGAAACAGAUCUGAAAACCCACAGGGCCGCAAACCAACAACCACAGAUCUGUCGGGAACGAGGUGGGUCACCGAAGAGACAAAGAGGCACCGACGACUGGAACUGGAGGGGCGUGAAAACACGAGGACGAGGAGAAGCCGAACAGGAAAGGGAGACGCCACCGGAACAAACCCAGAACUGGCCUCACCAAGCAAUCACAGAUCCGCGGCCGAGGAACGGCGAGGUUCCGGCGGAGGCAAAGUGAGCUCCAAAGAGACGGCUCUAGAACUCCAAACCGAGCAGGGCCCGACGCCACCACACAACGCCGCAAGAAUUCCGAAACCCAUCAACGAAGGGGUCGCCGAACUGAGAUAGGAAGGCAAGGAUCUGGGCAGAUCUGGCCCAAUAGGCAAGCACAUAUCUGGCAAACAACUCACCGGCGACGACCACGAAAGCAAGGCGAGGCGGCGGCGGGGAAAAGACAGAGGCACUGAACUGAGAGGAGAGGUGACAGCGGGAUAAGGGAGAGAGGAAGCUCAGUUAUUCAGCCAUGGAGAAGAAGAAAAACAAAAGGAAGUAAAGGGAGGGGAUGUGGCAGGUAUUUUAGAUACUAUAUUGACAGAAAAGCCAAAAUGGAUCCAUUUAAUGGAUACCGAAGAAAGGAUUCCUCUACAUUAUGCAGCAUCAAUAGGCUAUCUUAAAGGUGUUCAGGACCUACUUGACAAAUGUGCUUCCUGCGUCAUGGAAAGGGACAUACAUGGAUAUUUGCCAAUUCAUUUGGCAGCUUAUGCUGGCCACGUUACAAUAGUUCAAGAAUUGCUGAAAUCAAAGUACUGCCCCGAUCCAAGAGAGAUAGUUCACAAGGAUGGCCGAAAUAUUCUUCAUCUUGCAGCUCAAAGUGGAAAGUUUAAUGUGGUAAAGUACAUCAUGCAGGCUUCUGAUAAUGGACUUCAAAAGAUGAUAAAUGAACAGGAUUAUAAUGGAAACACUCCUUUGCAUUUGGCUACCUUGUGUUGUCAUCCCAGGAUAGUGCAUUCCUUGACAUGGGACAAGAGAGUGAAUCCCUGUGUGGUUAACAAAGAUGGUCAAACAGCUCUUGAUGCAUUUGAGAUAUCUAGCAAUCCGCCCCUUAGAGAGCAACUAACAUGGAUAGCAUUAAAAUCAGUUGUUCCACAACCUGUUGAGCCAAAGUCAAUGGCCAUCAAGGUCCCUCCAGAAAGUACAUAUAAAUUUAUGCAACAAGAGGGCCCAGACAUGGAACCGUUCAAAGACAGAAUCAACACACUUAUAGUGGUUUCAACCCUUAUAAUUACAGCAACAUUCGCCACAGGUUUCGCUUUGCCCGGGGGUAUAUUAAUGGCUCAGGUGAUCCAGGGCCAGGUAUGGCUGUGCUGCUACAUCACAUAUGGUUUAAAAUAUUCAUCUUUUGCAAUACAAUAUCAAUGUAUGGUGCAAUUAGUGUUACUAUCAUUCUCAUUUGGGCCCAGCUGGGAGAUAUAACUUUGGCAAUUCAUGCGCUUAAAGUGGCAAAGCCUCUUCUGGGAAUAACUCUUGGGACACUGUCUCUGUCAUUUUUAGCUGGGGUGCACCUAGUUAUAAGGGAUCUCACUUGGCUAGACACUUCUUUCUUGGCCAUGGGUUUGCUUUUCAUCUUGGUGCUGUUGUUGUUGUACACUAUGCUCUGGUUCCCCUCAUCAACAAGCAAUCUAGUUGUCAGAUAUGUAUCCUACUACCCCUUCCUGCUGUUGGCUUCAUUGGUUGACAAACAUGGAGAUUAGUUCUAAAAUUAGGCAUAAAAAAUAUGUUACCUGGCUAUAUAGCCAGUUUUAUUUUUAUUUUUAGUUUGUUUCCAGCACUACAACAUUUUAUGGUUCUAGCAACAUUUCUUUUUUCAUUAAGGGUAAACUGUCGCCUAAAAAUGUAAAAAGCCAAUCAUUUUGAAGUCAUAUUUUUGUCUAUUUUGUAAA